AUGGCAUUCCGCCACUAUGCUUUCGCCACCCGCAUCCUCGUCAAGAAGAACGUUCUGCUCUCCCUGCGAGACAUAUCUCCGCUCAUCGUCACCGUGUCCAGCGCGUUCUUUUCCAUGCUAAUCCUCUACUUUUCUCAAAUCUCAAUCGACAACGGCGACAGCUUCGAACCCGAGAAGCUCGAUACCCCCGACCCUAAUUCGCAUCCGCUCGUGGGCGUUCCGAGAUGCGUCCCGCAUUCCUUUGACGAUUGCUGGACCCUUGCCUAUGUACCGGACAACGAUGACGUCAAACGUUGGGUUUUCCAAGUCGCCUCCCGCUCUAAUAUUCCAGAAGCAGAGAUUAUCAAAUUCUCAGACGACGACGCUCUUAACCAACACUUUCGUAAAAAUCCGAACCGCACCCAGGCCGCCUACAUCUUUGAUCAAGAUUCCCUUAAUGCGUAUCACACCGACAAUAAUGUCCAAUUCAUCGUCCAGUACAAUGACACCAACCAGGACGAAUUUCCGCUGGGAAGCACCGAUUUCCACACUCGCACCGUACUUCCCGCCAUGAUACACACCAUGAAUCUCGUUCUCAUGACCGAGCUACUAGGAAAGGACGUCAAUAUCAACAUUAACACAUCGGUUUUCCCGCAUCCCCCCAUUAUUACCAGCGUUGAUACAGGCGCCCUUGAUUCCUUCGGUCUCUACGGCGCUCUUCUCACCUUUGGAGUUUACUUUCUCGCUCUCGUCUUCUUCUUGUACAAGAUCGUGGAGGAGCGCGAAAGAGGCCUACGGGAUGCCAUGAAACUGGCUGGCCAGUUUCAGAGCCAACACUACAUCUCCUGGGGCAUCCCGUACAUAGUGCUCACCCUUGUUCUCACCUUGCUCUUGAUCGCUUUCGGCCACAUAUUCAGUUUCAAGUUCUUCGAAGUACACGAUUUCUCUGUCUACUUUCUCACAAUGUACCUGUUUGCCCUUAGUAUUCUUGGAUGGAUGAUGCUGGUUGCCACACUCACCCGAAGAUCAGAGUCUGUAUCGACUGUGGCCUUCAAUCUAUUCAUUUUCGGCUACGUCAUCUCAAACACUGGCCUCAUUGUUUACGCGACGGAUGACAACGGGAAGCCAUUGGUUGGUGACAAUGUUCUAUUUCUCAGGCAGCUAUUUGCGAUUGCCCCAUCCACGAUGUACAUCAAGGCCCUUGAAGAUGCAAACGUCCUUGCCAACAUCGGGAAGAAAUUAACUUUUGCGUCUGCCGGCACAUACACGACCAUCUUUCCUAUCAAGGACUGUUGGUUAUGGAUGCUUGCCUCCGGCCUGAUCACCUUUAUUCUCUCCAUCUAUCUGGACAACGUUCUACCUUCCAAGCAUGGGGCACCCCUCGGCUAUACCUACUUCCUCCAGCCAAGCUAUUGGGGUUUAGGCAAAAACCGCGAAGCCGUGUUCAACGAUUCACACGGAAAAGACCAUGCAUCAACAAGCGACAGUGAUGAAGCCCUAGGGGCACACGGAAAAGCACACCAUCAAACCUACAACCCAGAUGCUGAGGAUGAGGACGUCCGCGCCGAACGAGAGGCGGUACUGAGUGGUAGCCGCGAUACUGCACCCUUGGUUAUCAAGAAUAUCUCAAAGAAUUUCGGCUCGUUGGCUGCGGUCGACGAUGUAUCGUUCAGUGUGAAGAAGAAUACCGCGUUUGCUCUGUUAGGACAUAAUGGGGCGGGUAAGUCAACCUUGUUCAACAUGCUUGUCACUUCUUUAGCACCGUCACACGGAGAUGCGUCGAUUUUUGGGCUGUCAGUACGGAAGGACCAAGCGCAAGUACGCAAGUUGCUGGGAGUGUGCCCCCAGUUUGAUAUCUUCUGGGAUAACCUUACUGGAGCUGAGCAUAUCGAGAUUUUUGCGGCUUUGAAAGGCCUCGACAAAAAGAGGAGAGCUGCGGAAAUCGCAGAGCGACUGGCUGAUGUCCACUUGACAAAACAGGCCAACAUCAGGGCGGGCUCAUACUCUGGAGGAAUGCAGAGACGACUUAGCGUUGCAAUCAGCUUGACAGGGGAUCCAAAAAUUGUGCUUCUUGAUGAAUGCACGUCGGGUGCUGAUCCUUUAGUCCGAAGGGAUCUAUGGGGUACCAUUGAGCGAGCGAAACGGGGGCGGGUCGUUUUCAUGAUUACUCAUUCAAUCGCGGAGGCUCAACACAUCGCUGGUCACAACGCGAUCGGAAUCAUGGCAAAAGGUAAACUUCGUGUCCUCGGAAAGGCGAUGCAUUUGAAGAGCAAAUUUGGUGCCGGGUAUACACUGCUAGCCAAACUCAAACAUGAGAACACUGCUGCGAGCCUAGCAGCUGCUUUGAGUGUAGUUUGUCCGGGCGCAGCACUCUCAUCGCUUAAACCUGGUGAGAACGAGGAGUUCUUGGCAUCUUAUUCUUUGCCAAGGCACGGGCUCGAGGCUGAAAUUAUUCAAGCUGUGAGAGUUUUGGAGGAACGAGGAGAGGAGUUUGGUGUUUCAGACUACUCUCUAAAUUCUGCUGAUUUGGCUGAUGUCUUUAAAUCAAUUACCUCUUUAAGCGAAGACACACACGAAGAAGAUAUUGUCGAGAAGAAAAAGUGUCGUCUUUGCUGUUGGCGAAAAUAGACUUCCAGUAUAAAGGGCGGGAUAUACCGUAGUAGUACCGUAUUAUUUUACAUU
Messenger RNA from Chondrus crispus (carragheen), 2661 nucleotides. Its product is annotated as ABC transporter-like protein. Gene Ontology annotation, cellular component: membrane; intracellular membrane-bounded organelle. Gene Ontology annotation, molecular function: lipid carrier activity; ATP binding; ABC-type transporter activity. Bases 1 to 2607 code for a protein of 868 amino acids. The transcript has 2 exons. Gene Ontology annotation, biological process: lipid transport; transmembrane transport. NCBI's taxonomy places the organism in Eukaryota, Rhodophyta, Florideophyceae, Gigartinales, Gigartinaceae. The record is from RefSeq and is a predicted model, not a curated record.